AGAUGUAGAUGGCAGCACUAAACGAGGCUCGGACUUAUCUCACGGAGAAAUAGCGGGAAAAUGCUCGUAGGUCGUCUGGGUCUCCUUUUGUCAGCAGCAUAAAGUGCAAAGUAUGAUAAACUGUGCAAAUUAAGAUGGAUUACAAGACACGCAGACGUCAAACUGUUGCGGACACGAAUGGUCGCGAAAAUGAUUAUCCUCAUGACAUUCAAAUGUAUGAUAUGCCCCCAGUGGGUGAAAUGUCAUUGGAAGAAUUUCAAGAAUUGGGCUUUGACAGAUUAAAAGCAUUGCGAUUAGUGGAGACAACAAACUGUAGAAGUGAUCUGAAAACUAUGGAAGAUCGCAAGAAGUCUCUGUGCGAUUCUUUGAAAUCCGAUGGACUCAAAUACUAUGGGAAUCUCUUGUACGCUGAUGGAUCUAAUCCACAGUCGGAGGAUCAUUUGCAGUCCAGGAGGAAAGAUCACAUAUCCCACUUUAUUUUGAGACUUGUGUAUUGUCAUAAUGUGGAGCAGACUAAAUGGUUUAUUAAUCAGGAGGUGGAAUUCUUUAAGUUAAGAUUUAGCUCCUUAGACAAAAAGGGCAUCGAACAUUUGUUGAGUAUCAGUAAUAUGGAUUGCGUAUCUAUUUCACAAAGUGAGAAAUUGGAACUGAAAGAAGAACUCAUCUUGUCAUCUGGGAAAGUUACCAAUAUAGAUAUCACAGAUAUUUAUAAAGUGCCUUUUGAGAAAGUCAUUGAUUUAGUCAGAGGACGUAAGGUAUAUCUCAAAGCAGGGAUGGCAUACGUUACUCAUCUGGAUCUGAGUUCAGUAUUUAUCAGUUAUUUCAGAGAGAAUCUAAUCGCAGGAUUAGAGAGCGCAAAGAUCCUUUAUGAUAACAUAUCUGAUGAUGAAAGACUGACCAGAUACUUAACAGGUCUUCCUUCAGCUUUCUCUGGAAUGGCUCGUGUUGUGUGGUCAACUACAGCUACACCCAUCGAUAAACUGCACGAUUUGUCCAAAACGUCAUAUCCAUUAUGUAUGAGAACUCUUCACGAUGCACUUUACACCAACAACCAUCUAAGGAACUCGGGACGUAUGCAGUAUGGGUUAUUCCUGAAAGGUAUAGGUGUGACUGUAGAAGAUGCUCUACGUUUCUGGAGAGAUGCAUUUUCGAAAAAGACAGACGGAGCCGCGUUUGACAAAAAAUAUGCAUACUCUAUUAGGCACUACUUUGGUAAAGAGGGAAGGCAAACGAAUUACACGCCGUACGGCUGCCAGAAAAUAAUAUCUAGCUCUGUCGGGCCUGGAGAAUAUCAUGGAUGUCCUUUCAGACAUAUGGAUCGCGAUUCGUUGUGUCAGAAGUUAACUAGUUAUGGUGUAUUUGCCUCUAAUGUGACCGAAAUAUUGGACUUGGCCAAGGAUGGACAGUAUCAUUUAGCAUGUGCCAAAUAUUUUGAAGUUGCGCACAACAAACCAGCAAGCAAACCACUUCUACAUCCAAACGCAUACUUUGUCGAAAGUCGUGCAAUUUUAACUGAAGAUGAUAGUAAUGACAAAGAUUUCGACAACAAAGAUAAGUUCUCCCAAAAUACAAUUGGAACUCCCGGAGGUCUAUCUUCGAGAAAAAGUGAUAGAUUUUCUACGCCUUCUAGAAAUUCGGAUUUCACUGGCACGCCAAAGAGAACCGAUAAAUUCGGUACACCUUCGAGAACCGCAGAUACAAUCGAUACACCUUUGAGAAAAAUCCAGAAAAAUUAUUACACGCCUUCAAAGAAGACUAAAAUGACUCCGGUAAAUAUCGCGGAAAUGCUAAACGAUGAUUUUACAGAUUUUAUGGAUGUAGAUUUGGAUCAAAAAAGUUAACAAAUAACUAUUCUGUAUAAAUUUAUUUAUGCAUAUUCUUCAGAUCCACUCUGCAGAAUUUUUCCAAAUAUAUUUUUAUCCUAUUUAUCAAUAUUUGUAUCAAUAAUUGUUCAACUAUGUUAAUCUUGUAAUAAAUACUGUGCUUAUAAUUUA
Molecule: messenger RNA, 1994 nt
Organism: Nylanderia fulva
Lineage: Eukaryota; Metazoa; Arthropoda; Insecta; Hymenoptera; Formicidae
Product: DNA primase large subunit
Biological process (GO): DNA replication, synthesis of primer; DNA replication initiation
Cellular component (GO): alpha DNA polymerase:primase complex
Source: RefSeq, a predicted model, not a curated record